Molecule: messenger RNA, 2688 nt
Organism: Cololabis saira (Pacific saury)
Lineage: Eukaryota; Metazoa; Chordata; Actinopteri; Beloniformes; Belonidae
Gene: mab21l1
Product: mab-21-like 1
Exons: 1
Coding region: 373-1452 (359 amino acids)
Source: RefSeq, a predicted model, not a curated record
CACCGGGCGUCUGCGUCAGGAGGGCACUCUUCCACUCUGCGCAAUUACGCGGACUCUAACGGCGAUUAGAGGGCGGAAAAAAAGGCGUUUUCCUCGGCUGCUGAACGAGCCUGCAAAUGGACUUUUAAACACGCGGAUCAUUUCGAGUAGAGGACUUCCCUUCGAGCGUUUCGAUGCAGCUUUCUGCACAACUGUGAAUUGUUAUGAUUAUUACGCAUGUGCUCUUAAGCACAUAGUUAUUUAUAACCAGACUUUUUUUUCUGUUUAGAUCGUUCCCCUUAUUCUCUAAAAUUGGCUCCCGUACAAACAGCCGCGUUGGAUCCCUCGGCUUAUUGCGAGACUCCGGUGUAUAAUCCGGAUCUCUGCCCUAAUAUGAUAGCCGCGCAGGCGAAGUUGGUGUACCACCUCAACAAAUACUACAACGAGAAAUGCCAGUCUCGCAAGGCGGCCAUCUCCAAGACCAUCCGGGAGGUGUGCAAGGUGGUGUCGGAUGUCCUGAAGGAGGUGGAGGUGCAGGAGCCCCGCUUCAUCAGCUCCCUCAGCGAGAUGGACAACCGUUUCGAGGGACUGGAGGUCAUCUCCCCCACCGAGUUCGAGGUCGUCCUCUAUCUGAAUCAGAUGGGAGUAUUCAACUUUGUGGAUGACGGCUCCCUCCCGGGCUGCGCCGUCCUCAAGCUGAGCGACGGCCGCAAGAGGAGCAUGUCUCUCUGGGUGGAGUUCAUCACCGCCUCCGGGUACCUCUCCGCGCGCAAGAUCCGCUCCAGGUUCCAGACGCUGGUGGCGCAGGCGGUAGAUAAAUGCAGCUACAGAGACGUAGUCAAAAUGGUCGCAGACACGAGCGAGGUGAAGUUGCGCAUCAGAGACAGGUACGUGGUGCAGAUCACGCCGGCGUUCAAGUGCACGGGCAUCUGGCCGCGCAGCGCCGCGCACUGGCCUCUGCCGCACAUCCCCUGGCCGGGACCUAACAGGGUGGCAGAAGUCAAGGCGGAGGGUUUCAACCUUUUAUCCAAAGAGUGCUACUCCCUGAACGGCAAGCAGAGCUCGGCGGAGAGCGACGCCUGGGUGCUGCAGUUCGCCGAGGCCGAGAACCGGCUGCUGCUGGGCGGCUGCAGGAAGAAGUGCCUGUCGGUGCUGAAGGCGCUGCGGGACCGCCACCUGGAGCUGCCCGGCACGCCGCUCAACAACUACCACAUGAAAACUUUGGUCUCCUACGAGUGCGAGAAGCAUCCCCGGGAGUCGGACUGGGACGAGAACUGCCUCGGCGACCGCCUGAACGGGAUACUUUUGCAGCUUAUUUCGUGUUUGCAGUGCAGACGGUGUCCGCAUUAUUUCCUACCUAAUUUAGACCUGUUUCAAGGAAAACCUCACUCUGCUCUAGAGAAUGCAGCCAAACAGACUUGGCGACUGGCGAGAGAAAUACUGACCAACCCCAAAAGCUUGGAGAAACUCUGAGGUAACAGAAAAAAACAACAACAAACAGAAUAAAAAAUAAACCUUGGUUCACGUCGUCUUAAGAAUACAUUACAGAGGCCUAACGAGCUAAACGGACAGAGAAAAUACCGCCCGCUCAAUUUGCAAAGUCUUGUGAAAUGUGACUGUCCUCUGUUGUUGAAUAUGUUCUGGCCGAGCCUGUUUCAAGAUCUUUUUUAUAUAUCUAUAUAUAUAACUGUUUGAUUUGCAAUUAUCCUCGUGCACCUUUUGGUGGUAUGGACAGGCUAUUUAGAAGCAAGUUUAAAUUAUUGGCAACAAUUAAAUCCCGGAGGCCACCCCAGCAGUGGUUUAGUUUCUCUCCGUGCCACACGGUUGACUAAAUUCGACUUUUCUUUAAAUGCUUUAAAAUAAAGCCCCCUAACAGACGCUGGAAAAAUAAUAAGAAAAACAUAUCUGUACAUUUUAUACUGUAAAUACAUUCAUAGAUUGUGAUUCAAGUGGUCUGAAAUUGUGACUGUUGUUGUGUGACACGUACAUAGGAUCCACCUGUUUAAAUUCUGAACUUUCUCUUUAUCUGGUAGAAAUCUUAUUAAUUUAUACUUGCAUCAGUGGUAGUCUGCUCACCUGUUUCCGUGGACAUUUUUGUUCAAUUCUUUUUAUUUUACAUUUUGAUGGGAGGCGUACAUUUGUUCCAUAAAAAAACAUUCCAUCGGUUUACUUGAAUUAUUUAAAUUACUCGAAAUAUUUGAAUUGUUGCUUUUUCUCUGCCAUGUUUAGGCUUAAAAAAAGAAAAGAAAAUGGUAACCUAUACAUAGUAUAUAUAAAUAUAUAUUACAUUUUAAUUGGAAAAAAAAUGCACUUGAGAUACACUGGAUUAAAACAUCUGUGAUCUGAUUUUUUUAUUUCUGUCUUUGAUCUAAUUUAAAGAGUUAAUAAAACCAGCUGUUUUAUACUUGUGUCUCACAAUGGCUUUAUUAAGUCCAAUGCACUGUAAUAAAAUAGUCCUAUUGCAACACGAUGACGAUAAUAAUGGACACAUUGAUUCAGAGUUGAAGCCAAUUCUGAAUCUGAAACAAAAAUAAAUAAAACAGAAAUUAAAAUUAUUUUAUUAACAUUUUAAACAACUCUGCAAAUACACUGAAAAUAUUAUUAUAUAUGUAUUAUUUAAUCACGAUGUUUUGGACAACUAAACGUUAUUUGACAUUAUGGACUAAUUAUUACUGUGAUAAUUUAACAAGUACUGAAAUUUGAAACAAA